AUGUCUCUCAAGCCCAUCACCGUCUGGGGCCAUGGCCCAGGUCCCAAUCCCUGGAAGGUGAUCAUGAUCCUGGAAGAGCUGAAUGUUCCCUACACACACAAGAUCAUCACCUUCCCAGACAUGAAGAAAGAAGCAUACGAGUCCAUCAAUCCCAACGGCCGCGUCCCCGCAAUCGAAGACCCAAACACCGACACCACGCUCUGGGAAUCCGGCGCGAUUAUCGAAUACCUGAUUGACACAUAUGAUAAACAGAACUCGAUCAGCUUUGCCGCCGGUUCUAAAGAUUACUAUCUCGCCAAGCAAUGGCUUCAUUUCCAGAUGUCCGGUCAAGGUCCAUACUUCGGCCAGGCUGUUUGGUUCAGCCGGUACCACCCAGAGAAGCUACAGAGCGCAAUCGACCGCUACGUCAACGAAAUCCGUCGUGUAUCUGGUGUGCUUGACCGCACCCUCCAGGGGAAGCAGUAUCUUGUCGGUGAUAAAUUCUCAUAUGCCGAUGUUGCUUUCCUUCCUUGGUAUCUUGUUACUAUCCAGCUUGAGAUUGAUACGGCGAAGGAUUUCCCAAAUGUUGCUGCUUGGUUGAAGCGGGUGCAGGAACGUCCUUCUAUUGCUAAGUCGGUUCAGGAUCGGGUCGAGGCUUCAGCGCAGCACUAG
This is a messenger RNA of Penicillium robsamsonii, 651 nucleotides long. Its product is annotated as glutathione S-transferase family protein. The record is from RefSeq and is a predicted model, not a curated record. Lineage: Eukaryota; Fungi; Ascomycota; Eurotiomycetes; Eurotiales; Aspergillaceae. The transcript has a single exon. The coding region runs from base 1 to 651 and encodes 216 amino acids.